GGAGAUACGAAGUUAAUAAGGUACCAUACUUUGCUCGCCCAACAACGCGAAAGGUUCCAGGUUUGCAGGGAAAGAACACCCGGGUCGGGCAUCCUGCAGGCAGUGCCCCAUGCUCCGCCGGGCCUGCCCCGCUUACCGCUGCGGCUCAGCCGCCCCUACCCAUCACAUCCUUUAGCCAAGCCAAGCCAUUAACAGCGCCUUCCAUCUCAGUCGUAUUCGCACCCAACUUAAGCCGGGCAACUUCCAACUCACUCGUCUCUUCCUUGACGGUUCUGCUGCCUUUUUCAUAUGCCUCCGGCUAAAGCGUGGAGACGUCGAGACUCGGGAUGGAUUCGCCCAAAGCAGCCGUCAACCUGGAGACGGAGCUGACGUGUUCUAUUUGCACUGAUCUACUGUACCAGCCGCUCACUCUCCUCGACUGCUUGCACACGUUUUGCGCUGCCUGUCUCAAGGAGUGGUUCCACUGGCAAGCGGUACGGGCUGAAAAUGCGCCUACGCCCCCUCUCCCCGAUGCCGCCGUCUUCACCUGCCCCUCGUGUCGGGAGCGGGUGAGAGACACUAGGCACGAUGCGCGGGUAACCACGCUGCUCGAGAUGUUCCUCGCCCUGAACCCGGACAAGGCCAAGUCAGACGCAGAUCGCGCCGAGAUGGACCAAAAGUACAAGAAGGGCGACAAGAUCAUGCCCAAGCUGAGUUUCCAGGAUCGCACUCCAGAGCAAAGGCGCCUGGAUGCACAAGAACGGCGGCUCCUGGAAGAGGUCCAGCAGAUGAGUCUCCGAGACGCAGUAGCCGACGCCGCCGCCGCCGCCAACUCAUCGCAUGCGUCGUCAAGGACGAGGAGGCGCGACGGCGCCGACAGCAGGUCCAGCCGAGAACCGAGCAGAAGCAGGGACCCCAGUCGCGAUUCCGAGACCAGAGGCACGCGCGAGAGCGCCCGUAGGCGCGCCGAGGGCGCAACGUUGCAAGCAGACAACGUCUACGCAGAGGAGAGGAGACGGCGUAGGAGCGAGUCGAGACAGCGACAUACUAAUACUUCUAAUGUAAGGGCGCGAUAUAUGAACCACCAGUCAUCCCUUCGGUCCCUCAUCAGUUCUGAGGGCGUCGAGGCGCGGGAUGUCGAGCGCGAAAUCGAGGAGUUCGCCCGCCAGAUCCAGGAGGAAGGGCUGCUGGAAGGUCUAGAUCUGGACAACAUCGACCUUGCCAACAAUACCGAGCUCAGCCGGAAAAUCACCGAGGCUUACCGGAGGCGGCAUCGCGAGCGGCUACGAAAUAAUGGAGGGAGGAGCAGUAACGCUAGUGCCCACUCUCAUCGAUCCGAGGUGGCGACGAGACCUAGAUCACGAACAGGGGAUUCGUCUCGACCUAGCAGCAGGCACGCAGCCCACUCGAGGGAACCCAGCGCGAGCAGCACCGAGGAGCGCGGGCGAUACCCGCCUUCGGCUUCAGGUCUCCUCGAGGUCCAGGAGCCCGCCCGUAGGCGACGGCGCAUGUCUAGCGGCACCCGUAGCGCGACUGUGCCCAUUGGCCCCACCCAACCGGAUAUCAGGGCCCCGAACCGGCGUUCCCAGACGGAUCUGUCGACGAUAGUGACCAGCGCCGGCCAGAACCUAAGCAGGCCGCGCGUGACUACUGAUAUCAGGAGCGUGAGCUCGCCCACAGUAGUUACGUCUGCUGGGGCGCGUGUCGAGUCGCCGGCUGCGGCAGGUCAGCCCUUUCAUGUCCGAGCAGCCGCCGGCCUGGGUAUCUCUCAGCCACAGCCAGAUCCUCAGCCAGACCCCAGCGCCAGUAAUAGAAAGAGAGCAGCAAGGCCUGCGGAGCUUGCUCUCGGGCAAGGCUCGCCCAACCUCGUCUCAAUAUCGGGUCCUUUCAGCACGGACCUCGUCUCUCCGCCCCUAUCUUCGCCCCGCCGAGCCCAGAUGCCACGGUACAAGGAGCCUUUUAUAAGCUGCAGUAGAUGCUCCAGGGAGCAUAUUGAAUACGAACUGCACUACAACUGCUCUAUUUGCAGCAAGGGCGGUUGGAAUAUUUGCCAGGAUUGCUGGCGCCAACGGAAGGGGUGUCUGAAUUGGUACGGGUUUGGAAACGGAGCCUGGAAGGUAUGGGAGAAUGCCAAAGCCAGUGACCCCCAGACUGCUCCACCACACAUACUCGCAGCGCGACGUUACACACCACCGAAGGCGAUUCCAGGCGGCGCCGAAGGUCGACGUACACUCACCACAGAUAAUCCCAUCGACCGUCUCCAGACCGGGUCCUUCUGCAGUGGCUGUCUCGCCUGGGCCAACGACGGCUUCUGGCGGUGUGAUUCCUGCAAUGAGGGCGAGUGGGGGUUUUGCGGUGAUUGCGUUAACCAGGGCGUUUCCUGCAGCCACCCGCUGGUUUACCAAUCGCCUUCGGCCAGUUCCGUUCAGUCGCUGAACCCGACACCGCCAACAAGUCCGUCCCCAAAGUCGCCAGUCUUUCCACGGCCUUCGGCACCUACGGUAGUUGGCGGCCCUAGUGUUUUGGCUGUCGGGAACCAGAAGGAGGCGGCGCUCACGCCCCCGUGCGAGGUCUGUAGGAAGCCUAUUCAGUCGACGGAUCCGCGCUUGCACUGUUACUCGUGCACUUCGAAGGUCGUGCCAGAUCCUCGGCCCGGCGACUACAACAUCUGCCAGCCUUGCUAUUCCGUGCUUGCGUCGAACGGGAUAGUGGCUCCGGAAAAUGGUCCGGCGGGCUGGCGGCGCUGCCCGCAGGGCCACCGCAUGGUGGUGGUAGGAUUCGAGCUCGACGAGAAGGGUGGCGAUAUGCGCCGCAUCCUGCGCGAGUCAGUAGGCGGCCGGCGGCUGCGGUCUGAGCCGUACGCAGCCAACCCCAGCAUACAAGUGUUUUCGUGGUGGAACACGAGCGCCGGCGACGCCCCGACAAAGCUGGAGCGGUUGGUGGCCCUCGACGUGAGCGUCGUGGCCGCUGCUGGCAGGGCGGCGGCCGAUGUUGGCGGAGAACAGCCGGGCCGUUUUACGGACACUUUCCCGGCCGACGGGGGAACGUUCCCUCGCGCCGUCGCUAAGUGGAGCUGGUAUCCGGCGGCAGGGGCUGAUGAUGAGCUGAUGUUCCCCAAGGGAGCAGAGGUGCUCGAAGUGGAGAAUGUCAACGACGAAUGGUUCCACGGCUACUAUAUGGGGGCCAGCGGGCUUUUCCCGGGCCCGUACGUGAAGCUCGUUCGGAGGGAUGAUUCAUGAUGAAUGUUUCUUUUUUGGCCCUUGGUGAAAAUCGUGGUCUGCCAGGGUCAUGAGCUAUCUGUUUCCCAUGUUGAUGAUUGAUGCUCUUUCAUACACACAUAUAUACCAUGUUGAGUGGGAGAAGAAGACAGAAUAUGUACCUGUUUGCCUAGGAUGCCAGACGAGAUAGGACCGGAUAUAGUUUACCUUUUUUCAUAUAUAUAUAUAUAACACGUACACACACGCGCGCGCGUAUAUAUAUACCU
Molecule: messenger RNA, 3463 nt
Organism: Lasiosphaeria miniovina
Lineage: Eukaryota; Fungi; Ascomycota; Sordariomycetes; Sordariales; Lasiosphaeriaceae
Exons: 2
Coding region: 327-3218 (963 amino acids)
Molecular function (GO): protein binding; metal ion binding
Source: RefSeq, a predicted model, not a curated record